AUGAUAGAAGGCAUCAAUACCAGAAUAAACCAUGGAAUAAGGGCGGUCAAUAGCGCGGGCCUGGCGGAGCGCGGCAACGCGCGGAGAUCGCGAGGCGACCGGGGCCAGCUGGGCCCCCGGCGGCGCGCCCCUCGGCCCAGCCGGGAGCCGCGCCAGUCGGAGCCCCUGGCCGAGGGCGGCCAGCCAGCUUCUCAGCGCCCAUCCCUCCGGAGAGCAGCCGGGGGGCAUGACCGACCCACCAGGGGCGCCGCCGCCGGCGCUCGCAGGCCGCGGGUGAAGAAGAAAGUCCGUACCCGCUCGGCCCGGAGCGAGGAGGCGCCACGAGACGAGGAGGCGCCCCAGAUCGAGGAGGCGCCCCCGGCCGAGGAGGUGACCCCAGACGUGAUCCAGGCGGAGGAGGUGACCGAGACCGAGGAAAUGGCGGCAGCCGGGCUCAGCGUGACCGUCACCCACAGCAAUGAGAAGCAUGACCUUCAUGUCACCCCUCAGCAGGGUAGCAGCGAACCAAUUGUCCAAGACCUGGCCCAGGUUGUUGAAGAGGCCAUAAGGGUUCCACUGCCUUUCCAGAAACUCAUAUUUAAGGAAAAAUCUCUGAAGGAAAUGGAGGCACCAUUGUCAGCACUUGGAAUACAAAACGGUUGCCGGGUCAUGUUAAUUGGGGAAAAGAACUGUCCAGAGGAAGAGGCUGAACUAAAGAAGUUGAAGGAUUUGGAGAAGUCUGUGGAGAAGAUAGCCAGCCAACUAGAAGAGUUGAAUAAAGAACUCAGUGGAAUCCAACAGGGUUUUCUGGCCAAGGAUUUGCAAGCUGAAGCUCUCAGCAAACUUGAUAGGAGAGUAAAAGCCACAAUUGAGCAUUUUAUGAAGAUUUUGGAGGAGAUUGACACCCUGAUCCUACCAGAAAAUUUCAAAGACAGUAGACUGAAAAGGAAGGGUUUGGUGAAGAAGAUCCAGGCGUUCCUAGCUGAGUGCGACACAGUGGAGCAGAACAUCUGCCAGGAGACUGAGAGGCUCCAGUCUACAAACUUGGCCUUGGCUGAGUGAUGUGCCCUGAAGAGGAGCUGUGCUACCCGGAAGAAAAGUGCCACCAGCUUCUCUGGAAUGGAAGUGGCCUGAUUUUCCCCUGGGCUACCAGGGGCAAUUGGCCAGUUGCCAAUUUUCCUCCCCCUACGCCAGUUCUCAGUGAAAAAGUGUCUUCGCGAUCUUAA
This is a messenger RNA of Oryctolagus cuniculus (rabbit), 1205 nucleotides long. The record is from RefSeq and is a predicted model, not a curated record. NCBI's taxonomy places the organism in Eukaryota, Metazoa, Chordata, Mammalia, Lagomorpha, Leporidae.